Messenger RNA from Rotaria sp. Silwood2, 996 nucleotides. Lineage: Eukaryota; Metazoa; Rotifera; Eurotatoria; Philodinida; Philodinidae. The record is from the annotation of a GenBank genome assembly.
AUGACAGAAAAACAAUUUAAAGAUAAUUUUAGGAUUCAACGAUCUACUUUUACUCAACUUAUUAAUCAAAUAGGACCAUAUCUUAAAAAAGAAGACACCAUAUUACGUGCAGCAAUUCCAGUUGAUAAACGCAUCGCAUGCGCAUUAUAUCUAUUAGGUACAACUAGUGAAUUACGAACGAUUGGGCAUUUAUUUGGUAUUGGUAAAUCUUCUGCUGCUUAUGUCUUACAUGAUUUUUGCUCUGUUAUUGUCGAAAUAUAUUUUUAUCGAUUAAUUAAAUUUCCAACAAGACAUUAUGAAAUACGAGAGACAACUAGUGCAUUUUUAACAAAAUACAAUUAUCCUAUGUGUUUAGGUGCAAUUGAUGGAACACAUAUUGCUGUUGAACCACCGAUUGGUGAAGAGACAGACUAUUAUAAUUACAAAAAGCAUCAUUCUAUUAUUUUAUUAGCAGUCGUAGAAUCUAAUUUGAAGUUUACUUAUGUUAAUGUCGGAGCACCUGGUCGUUGUAACGACGCCUUUGUUUAUGGACGGUCAACUUUAUAUGAAAUUCUUCAAGGUCUUGAUUAUGCUCAAUAUCAUUUAACAAUUAAUAAUACACGUAUUCAACCACAUAUUAUUGCUGACUCAGCAUUUCCGUUGAGCAGAAAUUUAAUGAAACCAUUUAUUGAACGUAUUGGUAUGCCACCUAAUCAAUCUUUAUUUAAUUUUCGGCUUAGUCAUUGUAGAAGUACUGUAGAAAGAGCUUUUGGUCAUUUGAAAAAUCGUUUUAGAUCCAUCCAUAAGAAAAUGGAAUAUAAUAUUGAACAUAUAAAAAUCAUCAUCAAAGCUACAUGUGUAUUACAUAAUAUAUGUAUAAAAUCUCAAGAUACAAUUGAGAUAGAUUGGAAUAUCCAAGAAUCAAUUUAUAAAAAACCAGCAUGUGGUAUACAAACGACGGGUGCAGCAACAGUACGAGAAGCAUUAACUCAAUAUCUUAUCCAAAAUCCUAUCUAA